Molecule: messenger RNA, 1602 nt
Organism: Colias croceus (clouded yellow)
Lineage: Eukaryota; Metazoa; Arthropoda; Insecta; Lepidoptera; Pieridae
Product: recQ-mediated genome instability protein 1-like
Exons: 7
Coding region: 115-1569 (484 amino acids)
Biological process (GO): resolution of meiotic recombination intermediates; double-strand break repair via homologous recombination
Cellular component (GO): nuclear body; RecQ family helicase-topoisomerase III complex
Molecular function (GO): nucleotide binding
Source: RefSeq, a predicted model, not a curated record
UGAUUAUUUUGACAUAAUAGAAAGAAGAGGGAAAAGCAAAUAUUAUGAAAAUAGUAAAAUUAAUUAUUUUCAAAUUUAAUUUUGUUCAUUUUAUAACACAAUGCCCACAUAAAUAUGUCUCUUCAUGCUACACUUAACUCUGUUAGAGGUUUUUUAGCCUCAAAUUAUAUGUUAGUGGAUGAUGAGUGGAUCUCUGGAUGUGUUGAGUAUUUGAGCGAAGACAAUAACUACAGCGUAGAUGAGAUAAAAAACCUAGCAAAGGAACAGUGGCUUUUAAACAACCUCAAAGAAAUAUGUCCCGGUUCUCUUCCCAAAAACUUAAAAGAUCAGAAAAAGACCGUGUUAAACGGACGUUUUGUUUUGCAAAUAAACGCAGCCGUCGAUAUUGGUGCGCCGGCGUAUCAACAGUAUUUGAAACUACAAAAAGUGAACACAGAAAAUAUAGAAGCAACAAGAUCAUUUGAAGAUAAAGUAAAGAAUAAUAGGAUGAUAAAGCUAUACAUGACAGACGGUGUGCAGGAUGUGUCUGGUAUUGAGUACAAACCAAUGAGGAAUCUAACCUGUGACAUCACACCUGGCUGUAAAGUUCUGAUAAAAGGGCCAAUAGAAUGCCGUCGAGGAGUCAUGUUACUUACAGAGAGUUCAAUAGAACUACUUGGUGGAGAGGUACAGGAAUUAGUGGAGACUAAUUCACUGGCUGGCUUAUUGUCUUCCAAACUCGGCUUGCCUGCUAUUCAAGAAUCAAAUUUAAACACAACAAUAAAUCGACCAAGAAACACCGACAUCCCCACUCCACACACGCAAUUACCGCCUCCAAUUAAUGAACCACCAUUUGAACAUGUAGAUCAAACGUCCCGACCAAUAGCCAGGGUUACCAGCAUACAAGUCCAGGGCUUUGUUGAUGACGACAUAGAUAUUGACCAAUUAGCAGCUAUCGAAGCAGAAUUUAGUGGCAACCCUAGCAAACGACCAAGUUAUGAAGACUACCCUCAACCAGAGAAAAAAUUUAAAACCAACACAAUUGAUGAUUACCCUCAAGACAAUGAUUUCUUUGAAGAUGAAGACCAUUUGCUGGAAAUGGAAGCCAAAUUUGAUGAAACUGAAAUUGAUGUAAAGUUGCCUGUGAAAGUGUCAUCCGAACCUUUUGUGUACAUAAAACAGAUUAACGACUUAAGUGACGGUGAGAAAGUGGGUAGAGUGUUUUUAAUAAAGGGACAAAUAAUAAAAUUGCUAUCAAAGUUAUCGGUAGGGAAAGACGGGUGGAGUUUAAAGUGUACUUUAGUGGACGGGACGGGGUCGAUAGAUGCGGAAUUUACUAGUGAUGUGCUCUCUAAGUUGGUGGGUUUCACGCCGCAAGAAAUGAACGAUAUUAAAAAGCAGAUUGCGAAAAGUCCAGAGUUGAAGGAAAAGGCUGUGUCUGCAUUGCAAAAGGCCAAGGAUACGCUACAAGUUUUAUACUGCAUUAUCGAAAUCACGGUGUUGGAUGUGCCGAAAAUAACGAAACUCAUUCCAUUUGAACAGCGACAUGCGGAUCUCUUGUCCAAUAGGUUAAAGAGCAGUGCUUUGUAGUUUAGGAAAUAAUAAAUAUAUUUUUAUAUUAAA